GCAGCCUCGCGCUGCGUCUGACAGAUUCACAACCUCCCAUAGUGUAGCCACAACUAUGAUUACAAAUUCCUCAAUGCAUUUUCAUUCCAGGAUGUACCAUUCUCUUCGUUUACACUAAGAUUUUUUUAUUUGAAAAUAUUUAUGUUUAGUUUUAGGUGCGUAAUUUUGCGAGGAUUUCCGAGGUGCCAACGGGAGUGACUUUGGCAAUAUGCGCCGCUGGGAUAUGAUUUUCAACAGAAAGGCUUAUGGAAUAUAGCCUGGUUUGUCACAGCCUGUAUGCCCUGGUCCAGCCCGUGAAGAAGAAACUAAUACUGCUCAGCAUCAUGUUUUUAAUCUGGGUAUACAUGCUGUACUCCUGCGUGGGCUACUGCUCCACCAUGCCAAGUUUGGUGGUGGACAGUUACCGGGGCAAGGAGACUGUGUCUGCGGUGGGGAAGAGGACAGAGAGUGGCAGGACGGACCUGGUGUCCCGGCUGCUGGCCAAGCCGCAGCCCUGGGAGGAUAUAGAGAGCGACUACGAGGAGCCGUCCAUCAGGACUGCCGCGUCCAGAGACCUGCUGGAUAACGAGAUGGACAUGGACCGAGCCGAGGACUGGGACGAGAUGCGGGGAGAGCAGCAGAGAGCCCCGGAGCCCAGCGCCAUGUCCAGCUUCUCCAACGGCUCCGGGAGCAAGAAGCUGCCGCAGGCGAUCAUCAUCGGGGUGAAGAAAGGAGGGACCCGGGCUCUGCUGGAGUUUCUCCGGGUUCAUCCGGACAUCAGAGCCGUGGGAGCGGAGCCGCACUUCUUCGACCGAAACUAUGACAACGGACUGGAGUGGUACAGGGAGCUGAUGCCCAAGACUCUGGAGGGCCAGAUCACCAUGGAGAAAACCCCCAGCUACUUUGUGACCAGAGAGGCUCCGGCCAGGAUAUCCGCCAUGUCCCGGGACACCAAGCUGAUCGUGGUGGUGAGGGACCCCGUCACCAGGGCCAUCUCGGACUACACACAGACUCUGUCCAAGAAGCCGGACAUUCCCUCUUUCGAGAGCCUCACCUUCAAAAACAGGACUACGGGGCUCAUCGACACCUCGUGGAGCGCCAUCCAGAUCGGCAUCUACGCCAAGCACCUGGACAACUGGCUGCACUACUUCCCCAUGGAGCAGAUCCUGUUUGUGAGCGGCGAGCGUCUGAUCAGCGACCCGGCCGGAGAGCUGGGCCGCGUGCAGGACUUCCUGGGGCUCAAGAGGAUCAUCACUGACAAACACUUUUACUUCAACCAGACCAAGGGUUUCCCGUGCCUCAAGAAGGCAGAGGGCAGCAGCAAACCCCACUGCCUGGGCAAAACCAAAGGGCGGACCCACCCCAACAUUGACCCUGAGGUGGUGCAGAGGCUACGGGACUUCUACAGGCCCUUCAACAUGAAGUUCUACCAGAUGACGGGACAUAACUUUGGUUGGGAUUGAUGUGAAAAUCAUCAAAGACUUUUUUUUGAUGAGAAGUUUUUUUUUUUCCUUCUGUAAUUCAAUGGCAAGAUGUGGAGAUAUUGCUAUAUAUAUGUAAAAUGUACAGAAAUCUAUUUUAUAAUAAUUUAUUUUUAUUUCUAAGCAAUUAAUUCACUAAGCUGCCUAACCAUAUUUGUACAUAACAUCUGGCCCACAUGUUGUUUUUAACAUUCCUCAUUUUAAUUUUGAAUUCUACCGCUCCUCCCUCGUGGUCCUGUAAACUCAGCGGAUUUAUCAGUGCUGCCGUAACGCAGAUAAUCAGCGAUGGCUGAAGUCGAAAUUAGGGUGGAAAAUGUAAAAGCACCAUAUUACGGGUACAGAGCGCUCACUAAGAAGUGGAGAACACCUAUCCAUGAGCAUCCUCAUUUUAUAUGCAUCAUAACUUUCAUCAUUUAAAACCAUCAUUCUGAGUGUAAUUCUUCACUGCAACACAGACCUUACAAUUAAGUUUUCCUCUAUCUAAUUUUCCUCCACCGGCAUCAUUUUAAGCUGCAGAUCUCAUGUCCCUUUCCACUCAAUAACAGUUAGAUCAAUAAGCCUAAUUGAUCUUCAUUGUGUCACUCAUGCUUAAAGUAUACAGCUGCCCUUUCAUUCUCACUGCUCCUGCUGCCUGCUCUAAUGAAUGACCCAUCCAUCAAACCUUAAAUCCUAUCCUGGACCACAUGGACCCAUGUUAACAUUAUGCUAAUCGGGUAAAGGUAACUGGCAGAUCGAUGGAGUCUCCGUUCUCUGACUCCCCAUUAGAAGCAGUGUUGGCUGAGAGCCAGGCUCUUGCCCUAUCUGCUCAGUUCAAAGGUCAUGCAAAGUCUCAAUCAAAUUUCCUUGAGAGGCAUUUGAUUUGUUGAGGAAAGCGGAGCCGGAGCACCGAGGGUCAUUGGGAGUGUGGAGUCAUUGCGUGAAGCUCAUAUAUCAGGAAUGGAGCAUAUAUAUAGAAAAUAUGACAGACAAACAACAACUCAGCUUUGCCUCAUUGAAACAGAGCUUUUUCAAAAAAUAGUCCGCCAGGCCCCAUAUGAGAUCCCAGACUGAAGAGAUCAAAGGCAGAGGAAAGGGUUUUGUGAAGCACUCUCAGCACAGCAAGAAUUGCCACAGGCGGGGGGGUUCAGUGUCUAACCUCUCUAGUGUCGUCAGAAAACCUCAUGUGCCAUCAUCCAUGGCCUAUAUACUUUAUGCCUUAUUCACUCACGUCAUCCUCUCACGUCUCACAAUCUCAACUUUCUACUUGUUGCCAAAAAAAAAAGAAAACAACCACUGGGUUGAUAUCACAUUUCACACAGCUUGAGUCGAUACCUCUGCUUUUUUCUGCUUCUUUGUUUCUGUCUUUCUACUUGAAUUCUUGAUAUGCAAGAGGGAGAAAAAUGUGUGCUUAUCAUUCUUUCAUGUGUUGCCCCAUCUCUUUGCAGCGGGUGGGACACACUACCAUAAGGGCAAAGGGAGGUGGCCGUGCUAUGCUAUGCUAUGGUGUGCUACGCUAGGCUAUGCAUGCUCAAUGUGGCAGCCAAUAUUUAAAUAGAGGGAUGAUGGGAAGGAAUUAUAAGCAUCCACAGGAGUGCAUCAUGUGUUUAAGCAGGGCCAGACUGAAUGUACACAAACUAUCCUCACACUAAAACACCCUCAAAUCAAUUUUUAACUGUCAGAUUGUAACUCAGUUUUAGUGAAAAGUUACAUUUGAUUGACCCUAUUUCUUUCUGAAGUUAUGAAAAUGUAGUGCCUCUUUAACUAUCAAAUUCAACACACUUAGCCUGUUCCUGUCAUUAAGACAGAGAAUUACCCCAAUUCAGCUAUUUCUACUAUUUUCCAGUUGAAACCAGCUGCUUGGUUUAGCCUCAAACCAAUGGUUGGAAGCAGGGGAGAUGAAAGCUUGCUACACUGCAUUUUCUGUAGUGCUAUUUUUUUACUUUGACUCUACAAGAGCGAGGAUUCUUUUAGCAUGAUUUUAUGUGGAGAAAGCCUUCAUCCCCCCUUCUCUUCUUUGUGCAAUGUUCGAUUAUCAAAAAGCAUUUAUGAUGACCUCUCUCAGUAAGCUGUCACACUCUGGAAGGAUAGUCUGAGAUUUUUCCCUGUAAUUGAUGGAGAAUUGCAUAUGGAUUCCGGUCAAGUUUAUGUAACUGAGGGAAAACCUGAAAAAAACAAAACCACAACAACAACUCGCACUCAUGGGUUCACUCCGUGUUGCUGCAUCGGUUAUGGUUGAGUUUUAUUCAACCUGUCUUUGAAAUCUAAAAAUGUUAAAAAAUGUUUGUCUUACCCACAUAUAAUAUGUAUUUAGACUAGCAGAUCUGUAUGUACAAAAAUGAAAAAGACAUGUAAAUCAAGUAUUUUGUGGUAUGUACAUCAAAGGAAUACAUUUUACACAAUGCAAAAGCAAAAUGGAACAGAUGUUUCUAGAUGAUUAAAUACUGAACAUUCAAAAGAUUUCUUUGUAUGAAGAAAUAAAUAAAAAAGUAUAUAUUUUACCAAA
Molecule: messenger RNA, 3942 nt
Organism: Trematomus bernacchii (emerald rockcod)
Lineage: Eukaryota; Metazoa; Chordata; Actinopteri; Perciformes; Nototheniidae
Gene: hs3st3b1b
Product: heparan sulfate (glucosamine) 3-O-sulfotransferase 3B1b
Molecular function (GO): [heparan sulfate]-glucosamine 3-sulfotransferase activity
Source: RefSeq, a predicted model, not a curated record